Molecule: messenger RNA, 1006 nt
Organism: Mytilus trossulus (common blue mussel)
Lineage: Eukaryota; Metazoa; Mollusca; Bivalvia; Mytilida; Mytilidae
Product: ryncolin-1-like
Exons: 6
Coding region: 41-964 (307 amino acids)
Source: RefSeq, a predicted model, not a curated record
ACUUCUUGCAGGAGUAAAAUCAACCAGUACCAAAGAUGAUAUGGUAGAAACUCCUGUAGUCGACAAUCAAAAUGUCCCUUUGCUUGCAAUGUUUGACAUGACAAAAGUAAUCAAGCGAAUCAAGGAAUAUAUAUCAGACGCAUUCGAAAAUAUGAAAGGAAAUUUGACUGUAAGCAUAAGGAAGGAAAUUAAGGACUAUUUUGAUGAUAUGGAGCAGAAUUCCACUGAUGCUAUUUCUGAAGCCAGAAGGACUGCGGAAGAAAACAUUAAAAAGGAAAUUAAAGACAAUUUUGAUGAUAUGAAACAGAACUCCACUGAUGCUAUAUCUGAAGCGCUUACUCCUCGGGACUGUUCUGACUUAGAUAGAAAAAAGAUCAGGAGUGGUGUGUACAAAAUAUUCCCGGAAGUUACAGCUGGAUUGAACGCGUACUGUGAUAUGGAGACGGAUGGGGGAGGAUGGACGGUUUUUCAGCGCAGACAAGAUGGUAAAGUAGAUUUCUAUCGCGGCUGGUCAGAGUAUGUAAAAGGAUUUGGUGAUGUCAACACAGAAUUUUGGUUAGGUAAUAAUAAACUUCAUGAUUUAACAUCUCAAGGAAGUUUUGAACUCAGGGUAGAUCUGGAGGAUUUUAAUGGUGAUAAGGCUUAUGCCAAAUAUUCUACCUUCAACAUUGGCGAUCAGUCGACCAACUACAUACUGACCGUAUAUGGCUACAAUGGAAACGCAGGUGAUGCUCUCUGGCGUCAUCACAAUCAGGCUUUCUCGACAAAAGAUAAAGAUAAUGACUUGGAUGGUGGAAAUUGUGCAGAAACGUACACGGGAGCUUGGUGGUACAACAACUGUUAUGAUAGUAAUUUAAAUGGGCUGUAUGUCGGAAAUCAAACUGAUUACUCAGGCAUCAAUUGGUAUAAAUGGAAGGGAUAUCAGUCAAUGAAAACAACAUCGAUGAUGAUACGUAGGAUAUGAUCGUAAAAAUGAAAGCGUUCAUUUUGAAAAAAAUGAUUUCUU